AUGUACGGUAGCGCUCGCUCAGUCGGCAGAAGCGAUGCCAACCACAGCGGAGGCAGGGAUGCAAGCGGGACCGGCAAUCAAGGAACAGGUCGCUCCCCUCGCCUCCCUCGCUCCCCUAGAAUGGGACACCGGCGCACCAACAGCACCGGGGGCAGCGGAGGCGGUCCUGGAGGUGCAGGGGGCAAGACGCUCUCCAUGGAGAAUAUCCAGUCCCUCAAUGCGGCAUACGCCACCUCGGGACCAAUGUACCUGAGCGACAAUGAAGUGGCCGUAGGGGAGCACCUUCCCAAAAGCUCAGGCGUGGCUGUGACAACCAUGGGGCGGCAGCGGGUGACGUACGGAUCAAGAAGCGGCGGCGGAAGUGGCGUGGUCGCCGCGAGUACGCCCAACAUCUCCACCUCGGUGCCUUCGAGUGCGGUGCUGCCUGCGGGCUUGAUGGCGGGUGACGCUUUGGCUUUUGGGGACCACCACAUGGCGUCCACUGUACCUCAUUCUUUAAGGCAGGCCCGGGACAACACAAUACUUGACCUUCAGGCACAACUUAAAGAGGUUCUUAGGGAAAACGAGUUGUUGCAACGGGAAGUGGAAAUCAAAGAGAGCAAGCUGAGCUCAUCCAUGAAUUCCAUUAAGACAUUUUGGAGUCCAGAAUUGAAAAAAGAACGAGCGCUCCGCAAAGACGAGGUGUCUAAAAUCUCUGUGUGGAAGGAACAAUACCGCGUGAUUCAGGAUGAAUCUCAGCAUCUCCAGAUGACCGUGCAGGCUCUCCAGGACGAGCUAAGGAUCCAGAGGGACCUGAACCAGCUGCUCCAGCAAGACCCCGCAAGCCAAGGCCGAGACCUUGCCCUGGCGUCGGAACCGACCGAGGAGAAUUUCAGACGGCUCCAUUGCGAGCACGACCGGCAGGCCAAGGAGCUCUUUCUCCUUAGGAAAACCUUGGAGGAGAUGGAGAUGAGGAUUGAUACGCAGAAGCAAACCCUUGGGGCUCGAGAUGAAUCCAUCAGGAAACUCCUGGAGAUGUUGCAGAGCAAAGGUCCAUCUGCUAAAGCGUCAGAGGAGGACCAGGAGCGCACCAGGAGGCUGGCGGAUGCAGAGAUGCAUCGGCAUCACCUUGAAAGUUUACUGGAUCAGCGAGACAGAGAGAUAACAGCGUUGAGAGAAGAACUUCAUCGUAGAUAUGAGGGAACACCAGAGUCCACCAAAACGAAGGCUUUACAGACAGUCAUUGACAUGAAGGAUGCAAAGAUCAACUCAAUGGAACGGAACAUGAGGGACAUGGAGGAGGAGCUGCUCAUGAUGAAGUCAAAUGGACUUCUGAGCUGUGAGGAGCGGCAGGAGGAGAUGAAGCAAAUGGAGGUGUAUCGCAGCCACACAAAGUUCAUGAAGAACAAGAUGGAGCAGGUGAAGCAGGACCUCUCCAGGAAGGACACUGAGCUUCUCGGCCUUCAGACCAAGCUGGAGACGCUCACCAAUCAGUUUUCUGACAGCAAACAGCACAUUGAAGUCCUCAAGGAGUCUCUUACUGCCAAGGAGCAGCGAGCUGCCAUUUUACAGACUGAGGUGGAUGCCUUGCGUCUGCGAUUGGAAGAGAAGGAAGCCACUCUAAAUAAGAAGAGCAAGCAGAUCCAGGAAGUUUCGGAAGAGAAGGGUACACUUAGUGGAGAGAUCCAUGACCUCAAAGACAUGCUUGAUGUGAAGGAGCGCAAAGUCAACGUGCUACAAAAGAAGAUUGAGAACCUUCAGGAGCAGCUGAGGGACAAGGAGAAGCAGAUGAGCAGCUUGAAGGAGAGAGUCAAGUCCUUGCAGGCAGACACAUCCAACACUGAUACUGCCCUUACCACGCUGGAGGAAUCACUUGCUGAAAAGGAGCGUAUCAUCGAGCGGCUAAAGGAGCAACGAGACAGAGACGACCGAGAGAAGACUGAGGAGUUGGAGUGCACUAAGAAGGAGUUGAAAGAGCUAAAGGAGAAGCUCAGCUUGCUGCAGGGAGACUUGUCAGACAGAGAGACGUCUCUUUUGGACCUGAAGGAGCACGCGUCAUCGCUAGCUUCCUCUGGCUUAAAGAAGGACUCAAAACUAAAAAGUCUGGAGAUUGCCCUGGAGCAGAAGAGGGAGGAAUGUCUGAAAUUAGAUAAUCAUCUUAAGAGGGCUCAGAAUGCGGCUCUGGAAGCUCAAGCCAACACUGAGCUGGCGGAGCGCAUUAAGGGCCUAGAGCAGGAAGUGGUCCGCCACAAAGAGGAUUCUGGGAAGGCACAAGCAGAGGUGGACCGCUUGCUCGAGAUCCUGCGGGAAAUGGAAAAUGAGAAAAAUGACAAAGACAAGAAGAUCAAUGAGCUCGAAGGGCAGAUGAAGGACCAGACAAAGAAAGUGGCGUCUUUGAAGCACAAGGAGCAAGUGGAGAAAAGCAAAAACGCCCGACUGAUGGAGGAGGCCAAAAAGCGUGAGGACAACAUGUCUGAGAGCUCUCUGCAGGUGAAGGACUCUUUGCGUCAGAAGUCAGAGCGCAUAGAAGAGCUGGAGGAAGCCCUGAGAGAGAGUGUGCAGAUCACCGCCGAGCGCGAGAUGGUGCUCGCCCAGGAGGAAGCCGCCAGGUGUCUGCAGGAGAAACAGAUGGAGGAGCUUCUCGGUGCCAUGGAGAAGGUCAAACAGGAGCUGGAGUCCAUGCGGGCCAAGCUGUCCUCCACCCAGCAGUCUCUAUGUGAGAAAGAGGCACACCUCACCACCCUGCGAGCAGAGCGCAGGAAGCACUUAGAGGAGGUGCUAGAAAUGAAACAGGAGGCAUUGUUGGCUGCAAUCAGUGAGAAAGAUGCCAACAUAGCCCUGCUGGAGUUGUCGUCCUCCAAGAAGAAAAAGACCCAGGAUGAAGUGUCCUUGUUGAAGAGGGAGAAAGAUCGAUUGGUGCAACAGCUAAAGCAACAGACUCAGAACCGCAUGAAGCUGAUGGCAGACAAUUAUGAGGACGAACACCUGAAGACGGCCCCCGACCACUCAAACCACAAGCCCUCCCCAGACCAGAUGAUAGCCCCUGUUGUAGCCCUGUGCCAGAACCGCAGCAAGCUCAAGCUCUACAUCGCCCACCUGACCGACCUAUGCCACGACCGUGACCCGAGCAUCCUCAGCCAACUCACCCCACCCGCCCACUACCACCGCAGCGACCCGGACGACUGGGAGGAUGAGCUCCUGAAGAUGACGGGGGAACAGUUGGAGAAAGAGCUGGAACUUUGUGAGAAGGAGAGCGGCGAGUUGCAGGAGUACGCCAACUGUGUCCUGCAACAGAUUGCUGACUGCUGCCCUGACAUCUUAGAGCAGGUCGUCAACGCCCUGGAGGAGUCAUGCUGA
Molecule: messenger RNA, 3336 nt
Organism: Nerophis lumbriciformis (worm pipefish)
Lineage: Eukaryota; Metazoa; Chordata; Actinopteri; Syngnathiformes; Syngnathidae
Source: RefSeq, a predicted model, not a curated record